AUGAUGAAAGCAAAACAACUACUCGUGGUCGGGGUUUUGUUUCCACUGCUUCUUUUUAUCAUUUCCACCACAGAGUUCGUUUUAGAUCACAAAGACAACGCAUACGCUAACCCUAACGCAGUGGCUGUAACCAUAGAGGAUCAAAAGCAAACAAGCAGAGGAAGACGCAGUGGUGGCGGUCAGAAUCGUGGACGCAGAAGCUGCGAUCCUCUCUAUCAAUACUUAUUCGGAACAUGUGGUCGCUGGCCUUUUCCUACCACACCUUCGCCGGAUAAUCCUUUUCUCCCUUUCCAACCACCGCGUCCACCAUCACGUCCGAGACCGCGUCCACGACCAACUCCACCACCGUUGGUCCCUUCUCCACCACCACCGCGUCGACCACGUCCAAGGCCAACUCCACCACCGUUGGUCCCAUCGCCACCGCCGCCGCCGUUGGUUCCGUCUCCACCUCCGCCACCGCCAGUGAUGGUGUUUCCGCCUCCUUUAGUGCUGUCUCCUCCACCAGUGCAACCAGGCUUGGAUCCGACGAUACAGCCUCCGCCGUUCUGGCUUCAGCCAGCACCUCCUCAAGACGAUUUUCCGCUGAUGUUCUCUCUUCCACCGCCGUUGGAAGAUUUUCCACCAAUGCCACCAAUAACUUGGCUCCCUCCUCCAGAUGUUCCCGCCCAGUCCUCUCCUCCACAGUUGACGGAAUCCCCUCCGUCUUGA
Messenger RNA from Microthlaspi erraticum, 708 nucleotides. The record is from the annotation of a GenBank genome assembly. Lineage: Eukaryota; Viridiplantae; Streptophyta; Magnoliopsida; Brassicales; Brassicaceae.